UGGUGGGGUAGAACCGCGAAGCGAUGUUGGCAUCGUGGAGCAACAGUAAGGAGGUGGGUCGCGGAGCGUCUUCCGGCGGAAACUGGAGCUUCUCCCUUCGGCUGUGUUUCUCCCCUUCCAAACCCUAAUCACUUGCCAUUCCGUCUCUCUCUGGGCACCGCCCUGUCCGCGGCUCGCCCGGGGCCUUUCCGUUUGCGGCUCGCCUGGGCCCUUUCCGUCCACGCCGCUGUCGCCAUCGAGAAGGAGACCCCGGAGAACGAGCGACCGGAGAGCUUCCUCCGGGCCGCCGAUGAUCCCUCCUCCUCGGUCUUCGCUACCCCACCCUCUGUCCGGGCCCGCUUUGAGAGGAUGAUCUGGGAGGCACAGGACGAGGUCUACACCGCCAUUGAGGCGGCCGACGGCGGAGGGAGGUUCAAGGAGGACUUGUGGUCGAGGUCGGGAGUAGGCAGUGGCAUCCGCCGGUUGCUGCAGGAUGGUGGGGUUUGGGAGAAGGCUGGGGUUAAUGUGUCGGUGGUGUAUGGUGUCAUGCCUCCGGAGGC
This is a messenger RNA of Elaeis guineensis (African oil palm), 539 nucleotides long. The record is from RefSeq and is a predicted model, not a curated record. NCBI's taxonomy places the organism in Eukaryota, Viridiplantae, Streptophyta, Magnoliopsida, Arecales, Arecaceae.